AAAAAAAACAAAAAACAAAAGAAGUAAACUGAGAAUGAUGAUGAGGUCCGCCGGCAAAGAAAUAGUAGUAGUGGUUAUUAUGCUGAUGAUGAGCUUCACAAUGAUGCUCACUUUGACAGCGGAAUACGAGAUACCUUGGAAAUCCGAUAGAUAUGACAGAUAUGAAGGGCAAAAAGAGAUAUAUAAUAUGGUUCCAAGGGGUUGCAGAAACAAGUGCGGCAACGUUAGCAUUUUCUAUCCAUUUGGAAUUGGACCCAAAAAAAAUUGUUAUUUGAACAAAUGGUUCCUUAUAAAUUGCACCAAUACCUCGGAUGGUGUGGAGAAACCUUUCUUGAGCUCCUUUUCCGACGAAAAGGAUGGUGUAAGAGAGAUUCUGCGCAUUUCCUACGAGUUACAAACAAUAACAAUGAAAGAGUGGUUUUCUCCUCUCUGCCAAACCACCACCGGCUCCGCCAAUCUCUCUGUAAUGAGAAACACAAAAUUAUCCGGAGCCCCAUUCUUUUACUCUUCCAGUGCCAACAGGUUCAUGUUUUAUGGUUGCGGCACCGCUGUCCUCACUACGCCGGGUCAAGAAUUCAUACAGUCCAGUUGCAAGUUGACCUGCCGCAAUAACACCACGCCAGCACCUAAAUUUGUGGAUAGUUGCAAUGGCAUAAACUGCUGCCGUCUUCGUUUUGACUACGAUGUAAGUGCAUACCAAAUCAACAUCACUACACACUCAUCCAUCGUCAACGCCUGCAACUAUGCCUUCUUUCUUGCUACUCCUUCUUCCCGAUUCAGCCUUAGCAACCUGCCGCCGGAAGAGAAGGUGGUUGUCCCGGUGGUUUGGAGAUGGAUCAUCAAAAGAUACGACUUCAAUUACUUGCCUCCCCAUUACUCAAUCCCCUGUUAUUCGUAUGAGAACAUCUUUCCUCCGCAACCACGAGGGACAAAUUGGAACUGUCACUGCAACUUUCCGGAAAAAGGGAACGUUUACUUACCAAAUGGAUGCCAAGCAUGGGAUGAUUCAUGGGCAUUGGGGGAAAAAGCAAGGCUUAAUAAUGUUCCAAAGGGUUGUCAAGAUAAGUGCGGAACUGUAAACAUUUACUACCCAUUUGGAAUUGGAAAUGGAGGCAGCAAAAGUUGCUAUUUGAACAAAUGGUUCCUCAUAAACUGCACACAAUCUUCAGAUGGUUCCGAGAAGCCCUACUUGAACUCCAUUUCCGGUGGAGUUGAGAUUCUGGGCAUGUCCUAUGAGUCACAAACAAUAACAGUAAAAGAGCCAAUCUCUCCUUACUGUCAAACCACCGAGUUUAUCAAGGGAAGCAAUUUCUCCCAAAUUUCCAACACAAAAUUAUCUGCAAGCCCCUUUUUUUACACAAUUGGCAACAACUUCAUGCUUUUUGGUUGUGGAAACGCUUUUAUCACGAUGGCGGGUGAAGAAUUGGAACAACAGGGUUACAAGUUGAACUGCAGCAAAAACACUGCACCGAAAACUGCAUAUGAUUGCCAUGGCAUAAACUGCCACUAUCUUACUUUUGAUUACGAUGUAAACACAUACCAAGUCAACUUCACACACUCUCCCAUCAACGCCCCCUGCAACUAUGCCUUCUUUCUCAGUGCUUCUUCUUCUUUGCCAACUACACUUCAAAGCCUUCCAAGCAGGCAGCAGGAAGUGGUGGUUGUCCCGGUGGAAUUGAGAUGGACCAUAACAGAAGACGACGUGCCUCCCUCCUACUCUAAGUACUGCUCUCCUUCUACAUACAUCAAUCCGCAACUACAACGCCAUAAUUAUUUGCAGUGUGACUGCGGAAUUAAAGGCAGGAACGCUUACUUUUCCGAUGGAUGUGAACAGAGGGACAUCGAUGACAAGAUUAGCAGUAAUAAAAUGCGGCCCGCUAUUAUUGGUGUUAGUGCAAGUUUUGGAUUUGUGUUGUUAAUAUGGGCUUGUAUCAUCCUCUAUAAAGCCAUCAAGAAGAGAAAGAUGAAGAAGUUGAGGGAGAAAUUCUUUAAGCGCAAUGGAGGUCUCUUAUUACAGCAACAACUCUUAGCCAAAGAAGGGAUAGUAGAGAAAACAAUGAUUUUCACAGCAAGUGAGUUGGAUAAGGCCACAGAUCACUUCAAUGUUGAUAGAAUAGUAGGCCGAGGUGGGCAAGGCACAGUGUACAAAGGAAUGCUAAUUGAUGGGCAAAUAGUUGCAGUUAAGAAAUCUCAAGCAGUGGACGAGAACCAGUUGGAGCCAUUCAUCAAUGAGGUUGUCAUUCUUUCUCAAAUCAAUCAUAGGAAUGUUGUGAAACUCAUGGGGUGUUGUUUGGAGACUGAAGUUCCUAUUUUGGUUUAUGAGUUUAUACCAAAUGGAACACUUUUUGGCCUUAUACACAAUAAUUUUGAUGAUGAACUCAUUCCUCUUUCAUGGGAUAUUCGUCUCAGAAUUGCAUCCGAGGUGGCUUGUGCAUUAGCUUAUCUCCACUCCGCAACAUCAGUUCCCAUCUACCACAGAGACAUCAAGUCGGGUAACAUUCUUCUCGACGAAAAAUUUCGAGCUAAGGUUUCAGAUUUUGGAACUUCAAGGUCCAUUUCAAUUGACAAAACUCACUUGACUACCUUGGUGAAGGGGACAUUUGGUUAUUUAGACCCUGAGUAUUUUCAAUCUAGCCAAUUCACAGAAAAGAGUGACGUUUACAGCUUCGGAGUUGUCCUUGCUGAGCUCUUGACAGGACAAAAGCCAAUUUCAUUUGAACUUGAUGAUGAUGAGAAUAGGAGCUUGGUAUCACGUUUUCUAUUGUGCAUGGAAGAGAACCGUCUCAUGGAAAUUCUUGACGUACAAGUUAUAGAGCAAGGUAAAAAGGAAGAUGUUGCGGCAAUGGCUUGGCUUGCACAAUGUUGCUUGAACUUGAAUGGAAAGAAAAGGCCUACCAUGAAAGAAGUGGCAACGGAGUUGGACGCCAUUAAAGCAUCUCAUUCUCAUCUCCCCUUGGCCAUGGAAGCAUUGGAGAUUGAAUCAGAUUUCAUAGCUUAAAUUUUAUUAUUUUAUUAAUUUGCUGCAUCUACAUUUCUUCAAGUAUUUCCAUUAAGUUGUCCAGAACUUACUAGAAGUUGAAAUAUUCUUCAUUACUCUAGCUUAUAUCCUGUCUCAUAGGGUAGGAGCCAUGUUUAUGUGUGGUAUCAGCAUAUCCUUGGAUGUAAAAUAAAAGUAAAGAGUCUGUUGUAUAUGUCUCAUCUCUUGUUAUUAGAAGAUGACUGAUUCUUGAUUCCGUAUUCCUU
Molecule: messenger RNA, 3243 nt
Organism: Ipomoea triloba (trilobed morning glory)
Lineage: Eukaryota; Viridiplantae; Streptophyta; Magnoliopsida; Solanales; Convolvulaceae
Product: wall-associated receptor kinase-like 9
Exons: 4
Coding region: 35-2998 (987 amino acids)
Biological process (GO): protein phosphorylation; cell surface receptor signaling pathway
Cellular component (GO): plasma membrane
Molecular function (GO): polysaccharide binding; ATP binding; protein serine/threonine kinase activity
Source: RefSeq, a predicted model, not a curated record